Molecule: messenger RNA, 2859 nt
Organism: Marchantia polymorpha subsp. ruderalis
Lineage: Eukaryota; Viridiplantae; Streptophyta; Marchantiopsida; Marchantiales; Marchantiaceae
Source: the annotation of a GenBank genome assembly
CCGUUUGCAUGUCGACGACAUGCUUCGUCGCGCAGGCUCCUUUCGUACACAGUCUCGAGGGCCAUUCUCGUUGCUCGAACCGGAUGAGACCAGCUUUCGGAUGGUCCUGAAGAAACCUACUUCGGUCCUCUAAUAAUGUACGAUCCCGAUGAUGUGCUCCUUACAUUAAACUGCAUACAUAAGCAAGACGAGAAGUACGAGCGACUCCGAAAAGAAGACGACACGGUUUUGAGUGCUCGAAAUUUCUCGACCUGUUUUCGAAUUUCAAUAUGAGAAUGCAAGCACCUCUUAUCGGAAUAUGAGAACACUGACACAGGGGACACGACUCACUGAAUUUCGGAAAGAUAAUCCAUCCCCAUCAUCCGGAUUUUUAGCGCCUGUGGCUUUUGGAGAGGAGGUUUGAGGGCUCAGGGCGGCGCAGGUUUUAAUUUUCGUCACCCAGAUUCUGCCGUAGCUAUCACGAGAAGCUGGAGCUGAUUUAGGGGGCCAGUGAAUAUCUCCUGAUUAUGCAAAUUGAGAUCGUGCCUGUGAAGCGAUGAGGUUGCCGGCGGAAAUGUGCAGGAAUUUGCCAGGUGAAUCAGGAAUCAGGUGCCUUGAGAGCCCCGCAUUGUUUUGAACAGAAACAGGUUGACAGAGAAUUUCAUCUGUAUUGCGUCAGGGCAAGCGAUUCUGAUCCCACGCUCGGUGGAAGAGUCGAGCUCUCUGUCGCACGGGGCUGGAAGGCAGCGAACCGAGACGCAUGAGUCUAAUCUCCCUCCGAGGCGAAAUCUUUACCCCACGGAUCAAGGACCGGGAAGGAGCGGCAGCGUCUGGCGACGAGAGUGGUGAGCUGUGCGUGCAAUUGGAAGUCCAGAGGAAGGACUGCUCGAGACAGUUCAACCUGGCUGUAGGCCAUGCAAUCCCAAGGACGAGAGCCAAGACAGCGGAGGAGGAGCACAAUGAGCUGCUCGCCAACACUCUGUAUGCCGCAAUUGCGAUCGAGAACACGGACGCGAUCACGUCUUUGCUGGCCCCGGAGAUCGAGUGGUGGUACCACGGGCCGCCCUCGCACCAGCACAUGAAGGCUCUCCUCACGGGCGAGACUCCCUGCGGCGCCUUCAUCUUCGCCGUCACGAAGCUCGGCCUCUUGGCCAACAAGGUGUUUGUCGAAGGUAGCGGCCGCACGGACUGGAGCUCGUGGGUCCACGUUUGGACAAUCUGCGAAGGCCAGAUCACUGAGCUCCGAGAGUAUUACAACACUUCUAUCAUGGUCGUCAGUGGAGGCCUGUUCUCCUCCGAGUCCUCGACCUCCAGACCCAGCAUGCCCAAGUCUGGAAUCCGAUCUUCCUGGUCGUCGGGCAGUUCUCUCUCGGCGCAUGACGGCGUUGUGUCGAAUAACGCCACGGCUUUGUGGCAGAAUUCGCUGUCUAUCCUGAAUAACACUUCUAUUCCGGGAAUUGUGUUCUGCAUCGAGAGCUUUAUGCUGUGAAUUGGCAAGCGGUGUUGUUGACACGCGGUGGUGGAGAGGAGUUUUCAGCUGCCUUGUGUAGGCCUCGAAUCUCCACGUUCUGGGGUCGAGAAGAGGACCUUGGCAGGUGCGAGUUCUCGCUACUUCAGCUCCAAAUCCAUGAACACCAUGAACUGUGCAUCCAAGUAACCUGGGGCUGAAAACCUUACGAGGCGUGAGGGACGAGCUUACUGCAAAAAAGGAAUCGUUGCAGUGGCACAAUUAAUGCCUCGCUCAGGCCGUUAAUUCCUAAUACUCGUGAUCAGCAAUCACGUGCGGGUUUUAGUCGCUUUACAAGAUUCACGAUGCCGUACAAUUCCAAACCCCAAACAUCGCAUUCCACAACCCUCUGACGCCAAGAGCUCUCUCCAGAGGAUACAGCUUCUUGCCCACAUUGAGAACAUUUCUUGAGGAGGGCUGAGAAAUCUCAAGUCUCCUUCCUCACCAGUGUAGAGAAGUAUGUGUGUCAUAGACGCUUUGGUUCGACCCAACAUGUCUCGAAAGCAAAGAGGACACAUAGCAUAGCAUUUAUUUCGAAAUAAAUAUAUAUAAACUAAACCUCCCUUUCCUUUAAGUACGAACUUGAGAACCAAGAUAACUCAAUGUUUUCUGUUGUGGACAUCCUACAACCGUGAAAAUCUGGCGCUACUAGAUUCUGCGGGAAUGCUCCCGGACAUUCAAAAUCCACCAAUAAUUAUUUCCCUUAUUGAAUGCUCUCUGUUGUCGAGCCAGAACAUUUUCCCUGGUUUUGUUCAUUUCAGAUGUACAAAAGAUGGAGACGAUAGCCGCACCCCCCAUGGAUCCCAUGACAGACAGGAGGUCAUGAAAUCUCGUAAGUGAAAUCCAAGAGUGCAAGAAAAUGAGCGGAAGAAUCCAUCAAGUGAAUGAAACGAAACUGAUUGCUUCGGGUGGGCUCCAACCAGCCAAACUGGACUGGAUGGGAUUUUCUUCUCAUGUAGGCGCGUGAGAGACUAGUGGAGCCUCACUCUAAGUAUAUGCGAUUUGGAUGGUGCCAGGACGUGCGACCGUGGGAGACUUUCCUCAUCGAAGAUUGCUUUCAGUUGGAUCUUAAUAUAUUAUGUUUUAAACUCAGCGUCUUACUCAAGUCGAUACCAACUUGAUCUGGCUGGUUUCGAUGUGAGUGGUUCUCUUGUGGUUGGCUCCGAAUGUUAUGAUGAGGAACUUCACCUCGCUUGAGAGCAAAGUUAUGUCUCGAAGUACCAUCAAGAGAUGGAAGUUCGUAUAGGCUCAUUUUUUGUUAUUGGUGGAGCAUGGUCGCUAAAGUCUUCGCGUGACAUGCCCCAAGAUUCGGCACUUUUUGGAACUUGCUAUAUUUUCAGUAUUUAUCAUGGAACUUGCUUUAUCACUUUGGA